AUGCGUAAAUGCGCACGCUACGGGUCGCCGGCCGUGGAAUUGGGCGGAAGCAGCGGCAACCACAACGCCAGCAGCAGCCCAGUUCAACACUACAAAGAAGAAUCAGGACUGGCGGGAACCCAAACACCACCUAUGCGAGCAAUAAUGUCUCUCGACACACAAGAUUACGACGUGCUCGCCGUCGAUGUAAAGCUUAGUGACCAAACACGGUGCAUACUCGACUUCACCGAGAGCCCGUACGUGGGGCGGCUGCUGUCGAUGCCACAGCCGGUCUCACUCUCCUUUGGCACCGCCGCCACAGUGCGGGAGCUGAACAAAAUUGUCGAACUCCGUCGACGCGCAAUGUCAGCCGCAACCGAGCACUUUGAAAAAACGCGCAGCGCGUGCGGCGAUGGAGGAAAAGGCGUUGCGGCGCGCCACAAGACUGUGGGAACAGUGACAGCGGAUGCGGAGACUAUUACUACUACUACUACUGCUGCUGCUGCUGAUGAUGAUGAUGAUGCAGAUGUCGCACAAACCACAGAGGAGCCGUCUUCAUGUGAGCACAAUGCACUGCGGGCGUAUGUGCGACAGUUGUCGGAAAAUCGGGAACUCUUCAUGGGCGUGGUGGAGCUCACGGCACGCCUUGAGAUGGAGCAGACACUGGACAUUCUAUGCGCAGAGUUCCGCCGCAUUUACAGCGCGGAGGUGCGGUGCAAGUUUGACAUUAGGCUUCUCUCUCUUCAGGAGCACGAUUCUACUAGAUUGCGAGCGGUGUACGACUUCCACGAGGCGGCCAUUCGCGCUUUUGCGUUGGACGCCAAAGCGAAGGCGUCUGUGCACAACCCGCAGCAGCAGCAGUAUGCAUUGCUCCCCUCCUCCUCUUCCCACACGGUCGCUGAGCCGUUCGUGGAUUCCAGUAAGGCCCCUGAGCUGGCACGGCAGUGGCACCGGCAACUGGCAAAGGAUUGCUACUUCUUCCCACGGAGACCGCAGCUGGGCGAGUUGACGCAGUCCGCUGACUUUGGCAUCUCUGCGCUGCAAGAUAAGUCCUGCUUCGACGAGACGUUCGCCACUGCCCUCCCGCGGCACCCGUUCCAGAACCCCACGUGGGAGCCCGACGACGCGGCGAAGGCAUGUCCGGUGUGCGGUGUCGUCUUCGCGUCGUGGUCGAUGCUGACAUUCGACGUUGUGCGUGCAAGUCACUGNGCCGUAUCUGCGCAUCGUGCACAUCGUGGCAGCUGGACCGGUCGAUUGCACGGCUCAGUAAACCGGGCGGUCCAGAGGAGGGCCAUCUGCGGCGUGUGUGCAGGGAGUGCUACGAUCGGGUGGAGCAGCUCAACAAGCAUACGUUUCUCUGCGAGGUGUUUGUGCGCGCCGGGCUGA
This is a messenger RNA of Trypanosoma grayi, 1365 nucleotides long. RefSeq names its product phosphatidylinositol 3-kinase catalytic subunit. The transcript has a single exon. The record is from RefSeq and is a predicted model, not a curated record. Bases 1 to 1365 code for a protein of 454 amino acids. NCBI's taxonomy places the organism in Eukaryota, Euglenozoa, Kinetoplastea, Trypanosomatida, Trypanosomatidae.